Molecule: messenger RNA, 561 nt
Organism: Macrobrachium nipponense
Lineage: Eukaryota; Metazoa; Arthropoda; Malacostraca; Decapoda; Palaemonidae
Exons: 3
Coding region: 1-561 (186 amino acids)
Source: RefSeq, a predicted model, not a curated record
AUGUCCCAUCACUCAGACCAUAGUAUUUUACACCACCCACACCACAGCAGCUCCCAUCACUCAGACAACAGUAAUUCCCAUCAGUCAUACCACAGAAGUUCCCAUCACCGAAACUGCAGCAGUUUCCAUCACACAGACCACAGUGGAAGUUCCCAUCAUUUACACCACAGAAGUACCCAUCAUCCAGACCGCAGUAGUUCCAAUCACCCAGACCACAGAAGCUCCCAUCACUUACACCACAGUAGUUCUCAUCACCAAAAACUUUCCAUAACCCACACCACAAUACAUGAAAAUUUAGUGGCUGCUGAAAAGAAUUGUGAGCUUAUUCUAGGCCUAAAAGGAAAGUUUAAUUUCAACUGUAGGGAGGCAGGUUUCCUGCCAGGUUGGGGAAUCGGGCCUCGGGAGGACCAGAGCCAGAAGGCAGAGGGGUCACAAGGAGUCCCAGGGAAACCAUCUCUUAAGGGCAGCUUUGACAGGGGAAGGACCACCUCAGAGGCUGCUUCCCUUGGAGGGAGGCAGGUUUCCUGCCAGGUUGGGGAAGCGGCCCUGGGGAGGACAUGA